UUACGUGCUGCUGCCAGUCCCUUGGUGGAGGAUGGCGGGAUGGAGCCGCCCAAGGAGGUGCCUAGGCCUUCCAACGUGCUUGAAAACCGCAAUGAGCACCUCCAUUCGCUGUUCGCGGCCCCGUUUCCACAGAAGAGUGCCCACGGCAACCCAGAUGCCACACACUUGAGAGGGCCUGAGUAUCCUUGGGCCCGUCAUGGCCACGACCAUGGCAGGACGGCAUUGCCCAAGGACAAGAACAAAGAGGGCGCUGGGCACCGCCUGCUCAACAUGCUGAGAAAAACUCUGAAAGGGACUGAGAGUGAAGAACUGGAAAUAACACCUGAGAAACCAACUUUGGUGCCAUUUGGGGAUGUGGUUGGCUGCCUGGCCAUACAUAUAAAGAAUUGUAAACAGUUUCUGUCUAGGAUCAGUUCACAACAUUGUACUAAUUUGUUCAUUUGCAUCUCCAUAAACAAUGUUGUGAAAUCUACAAAACUUUGUAGCUUGAUAACCAGAAGCAAUAAGAAGGUCAACGUAAUUAGUUUUGAUGAAGUGAAGUAUUUUUCUGUACAGGUUCCUAGACAUCAAGAUGAUGAGCGAAAUAAUAUUUACCUGGAUCUAAUGCAGCAUGACGCUACAGAAAAAUAUCCUCUCUUCUUAGGGCGCUGUGAAUUACAUCUUUAUGAAGUAAUCCAGAAAGGGUGUUUCACUGAAGAAUUGCUAAUGAUGAAUAAAAACACAUUUAUCUGCAGGGUAGAAGCAGAAUUUAUGUUCUCCUAUGGAAACUUUGGUUAUGGAUUUUCACAUCAGUUAAAACCUCUUCAGAAAAUUGUUGAACCAUCUAUGUUUAUGCAAGUCGCACCACCUCCAGAAAGAAAAGAUCCUGUGACAAAUGUUAUUUUGCCACAAGCAGUAGAAUAUCCAGCAUUCUUAUCUCCAGAUCUGAAUGUUACUGUUGGGGUUCCAAACAUGGGACCCCAGCAAAGCCAGGCAUCUGUGGUGCGGCUUGAGAAACUGCAGCAGCAACCCCGGGAAAGGUUGGAAAAAAUGAAGACAGAAUAUAGAAAUCUGGGUACAUGGAUAGAAAAAGUUGGCUAUUUAAACAAAAUUAUUAACCCCAAAUUGGAAAUUAAAUAUCCUAAGGAGAGCACUGUGAGUAAGCCACUCCAGGAUAAUCUAUCUGAAGAGAAGUCUGAAGACGCUGCAGUAUCAGCACAUGUUCCACCUCAAAGCAAAGGGGCUACUACAUUCAAGUUGCCAGACAAUGACGCAGAAGCCUUUGCCACGCCAAAUUUGAGCCAGCCUUAUCAAGAUAUUGCAAUUGAUGUUUCUUCUGCAAGUUAUGAUCCAUAUCUAUCCAUGGAUACUCCAUUUUCCACCGAUCCUAGUCUCAGAAUAACAGAAGACAAAAAAACACAACCUUUACCUGAAUUCCACUUGGAAGAUGCUCCAGGUGGAAAUAUGGAAAGAUUGUUUUUUCCUCCAGAAGUAAAAUUUGGUGAUGAAACUCCAAGAAUUUUAAAAACAGAUUCAUCUCCAGCAGAGGAUGAAAUUCAUAAGAGAGAUCGGAGAAAAGUAGUCUUACGGAAGAAGGAAAUUCUGCCGAGAACCGUGAAGAGUCACUGUCAGAAUAACUCAGAAAAAGAAAAUAUAACAUUUCCUUACUUUCAAGAUGUAAUGUCAAGAGAUACUAAAGCACAUAAAAGUACAGAUAAAAAUGUAGACCAGGUGGUCUUUUCAUCAGACGUGUUCAAGUCAGCAUCUUUCAUCCCGUCACAUUCUGAAUCCAUACCAAACUAUCGGAAAUUCCACCUGGGCCGUUUUGAUCCUUUUCUAAGAAAUAUAAAUGACAACAUGUCAGACAGUAUAAAGAAAGACAAAGAGAUAUAUGAAGUUAAAAACAGCUUAAGUACAGAGGUGAUAGAACAUGAAGACCAAGACCCUCCUUAUCCAACAUAUUCAAAAACUGCAGAACCUACUAUGAAACCCUGCUUUGACCCUAAUGUCACAAUGAAGACUUUCUACACUAUGGGAAAGUUAGCUUGUGAUCCUACUGUCAACCCAGUAAAGACAUCAGACACUAAGGAUAAAUUAGCUCAUGAUCCUACUGUCAACUCAAUAAAGACUUUAGACAAUAAGAAUAGGUUAGCUCAUGAUCCUGGUCUCAUCAGAAUGAAGACUUUAAACAAUAAAAAUAAGCCAAAGGAAACAAUAUUAAAUGGAUCUUUACCAAAUUUCAAAAGAGAAUCAUCAUUUAUUCAAAAUAUAAAUAAGUGUCACCUCUCAAAGUCAUUAAGUCCCACUUCCCACAUAGAAAGCUUAAGACAAUCAAUGGCACUCAAGUCAGUUUUAAGUAAAAAUCUACAAGACCUUUCAGACAAGUUAUUUGCUAAUCUAGACAUUCCCGUAAACUCUGAAGCAGUAAAGAAAAGUGAUUCCCCACAUCUAAGCAUCCCCAGUGAACCAGCAAGGAGUAUGGCAGACAGAGUAUUUGAAAAAGUCCAAGAUUUACAUAGCUGGCUUUCAGAAAAAGAUGUUUCAAAUUCAAAGUCUGUUUUAAGUCAAGUAAUUAAAAAUGUUCCCACAGAUUUUCUUUCAGGAAACGGAGCAGGAAAAUCUUCAGAGGUAGCAGAACCCAUGUCUGAAAAAUUCUCAGAGGCUCAUGAAACAGAUUCUCCAAUGAAUAAAAAGUGUCGUUUCAAAAAGAAACAUUUAAUAAACGAAACAUCAAGCUGCAAAUCAACUUUCGUUGGCUCUGUGCCUGACUGUGUGAUAAAGCAAAUAUUCAUGGCACCCCUCUCACAUAUGAAGCUGGGGGUGUCAGAGUCUAGCGAGCCACAGAUGCACCUGCAGGAUCAACUAUCCACUCCAUGGGGCAAAAGCUUAUCUUCCCAUAUUCUGUUUCACUUUGGAGAAGAAAAUGAUGAAGCAGAGUUGCCACAGUCCAAAUCGGUGGUAAGCCAGAUAAUUCAGGCAUUUCCUGUAGAGACUCUUUUAGAAUAUGGGCUAAUCAAAGUGAUAGAAUUAGAGAAUGAGUGCCAGAAUGGGUCCUUGCUGGGAACAGAGGCAGGACUUCCAGAAAAAGAGCCAAAGCAUCCCACGGAGGAUUAUCCAGAAGUCAAAUGCAAACCAGAACUUCUCUCAAGGCAGAACACACCCACCCAUCCCCAUGAUGCUACUGUUUUUUUCGGUGGAGUUGAAUUUAUAGAGGAAGGUCAAAAGAAGUCCCCACCACAUUCAACACAUGAUUGGACACCAGAUAAGAAGCCAGUUUCCCCAAGUAAUGGCCACAGGCUUGACAUACAAGAGCAUGAUCUAAAUUCUGUUUUAGAAACCUUCAAUAAUUCUUUUCUAAUGGGUAAGCUUGAUGAGUCUGAUGUAGGGAUGUUAAAAUCCUUUCUGAGAAGCAUCUUGAAAGCCUUUUUCACACAUAAUCAGUCUCAGAGGAGAAGACAGCCAGAGAAAGAACUGGAACAAUUAAUUCAACGUGAUAUUCCCAACCAUAGAGACCAUCUUGAAGAAAUCCAAGGGAGUUUGAAUAAUGUGGACACAUUGCACAGAAAACCCAUUUUGAGUCCAAAGCUGCGUGUGUUUCUAGAAGAACUCUCAGAGUCAGAAGUGAAAAAUUUAAAGUCGGAAUUAAGUAAACAUAUCCAGCAUUACCUUGUAGAAAGACUGUCAGAAGCAGGACAUAUUGCCAAGGAGGACUUACCAACAAUCUAUCAAAACUUGCAUUUGAUGAAUGAGAAAGCUGACCUAAAUGGGCAAAACAUUUUCCAGGAAAAAUACUCUGAAGCUGUAAGGGAAAUCAUGUCUUUUGUAAAUAACUUUAAUCAUCACUUCAUAGAUAAACAUCUAGAAAUAAAGCUAAGAUCCUUUUUAAAUGAAAUUCUCCAAAAUUAUUUCCUAAGAAACCUUUCAGAGAGCAGUUUAUUUAAUGAGACAGAGCCUGAGACCAUACACAGUAACGUAUCUUCUCUGAGAACUAGAAAUACCUCUAUAUCCUAUCAUGAGUUAGGAGAAGAGCUUGCAAGUGGGAGUUUUGGUAGAAGGCCUGAAAUAAAAAUGAAAUGUCCCUUAAAUAAAUCUCUUCAAAACUACCUUUUGGCUUUAUCAGAAAAUGAAUUAGUAAGUCUAAAAGCUGAAUUAAGCAAACACCUCCAGAGUCUUUUUAUAGAAAAACUUUCAAAAGCAGGAUUAAUGACAGAAAGGCAGUUAGAGCACAUCAGACAUCAUUUACAUUUGCUUAAUUCGAGCUGCACACCACUGAAAUGCAUAAAGUCCAAUCUACCAAUUAGGGAUGAGCAACACUUGAUGGAGGAACAUUCAGGAAGGGAGAGCAGAUAUUCAAACACUGUUCCAAAGUGCACACUACAGAAGGCUCCUAAGGAUCAAUGUGUAGAAACAGAGUUGGUCAAAAGAGGAGAAGGUGGCUAUUUUCGCUUACAGAGUUUACAGAAAAAUCCAACAAUCAUGGAACAAAAUAGUUGCUACCCUAGAGAGGAAAGUAAAACACCAGAUUUAGUAAAAAUACAGCCUUCUUCCAACAAAAAUACACAGGCAAUCCCAUUAAAUAAGUCAUCAGAAAGACUUACAGAUAUGUUGUUCAAGAAACCCAGAAAAGAAUGUGGUUUUGAACAGUUUCCUCGAGCUGACAAUUCUGUUUGUAAAACAGAGAGUCAAGACUCGAAUGGUUGGACUGGAAAAUCCAAAAUGACUCAACCGAAAGCUUGCUCGGACAGGAAAAUGAAGCUUCUUGGGAAAAAGGAGCAUGUUAACAUUUAUAAACUGACUGUUCAGGAACGACCUGAAGCAGUAUUGUCACCACAGCCAAGUAUCCCUAACUGCAAAAUACCAAGAGAAGAUAAUAGGCAGUCACACAGAUUCGCUUUCCCUUUGUGGCAGACCAAAGCAUUUGGCUAUUGCAAUUCAGAAACUGGGGAGAAACCCGACCAAGAAGAACAGUACUGCCAGAGAUUAAAAGGAAAUAACAACAACAAUAAAAAACAUUUAGUUACAUUUGCACAAUAUAAUAAAGAAAUACAGAGUCUUUAUUUAAACUCAAGUUUUCUCUUCGGUGAAAAAUAUGCCAGGAUCCCUCAAUCACAGUUGUUUAUGAUAAUAGAAGAUAAGAAAAACUCAAACUCAUCCUUCUUCCCUGAAGUACUAAAGAGAGAAAAUCUAAAACCCAAGGUCCAAAAAGAAACAGACCAUCCCAAGCCAAAAAAGCCAUUUAAUAGGAUAGGUAGGAUAGUGCCCACCACACUGCCCACCACAAGAAUUCAUCUAAAGAAAUCCGUUCCAAGAACAGUACUUCAUUGGACUGCAAGAAGAACUAUACAUGAUUGUUCGGAUAAAUUUGAGGAUUUACCUGUGACCUCUUUUAAGCAUCUGACCAAAGCAAAAUCAAGAGCAAGGCUUUCAGGAAACAGCCCAGAUGACAGUCAUAAUCAGAUAAAACACUCUGCAAGACCAUAUACUGCUCCAGAGCAAAGCAAACGGCAAGAAAACUACCCUGCAAGAUUCACAAGCCCUCGAAUGGUCUCGACAGGCCUAGUUCGUAUAAAUGAUACAACCCUAGAUUUUGAAAUACGUAAACUGCAGCCCCCUAAAAAAUUAAAAGAGGAUAUUGAAAAAUGUUCGCUCAUUUGUGAUAUUAUCCAAGUGCUAAACAAUUCAAAAUGAUGUGUGAGAUCUACAGUCAGAACAUCAUUUCUCCGUCAGCAAUGUGGUUUGGAGUUCUGUCCUCAUGUGUGAUAGAAGGCAGCAUCCCAGUUUCAUCUUGCUAGAACCAUUUUGUUUUGAUUAAAAUGAGAAAUGAGCACA
Messenger RNA from Ochotona princeps (American pika), 5808 nucleotides. It is a transcript of the gene CATSPERT, whose product is annotated as C2 calcium dependent domain containing 6. The record is from RefSeq and is a predicted model, not a curated record. The transcript has 19 exons. The coding region runs from base 40 to 5667 and encodes 1875 amino acids. Lineage: Eukaryota; Metazoa; Chordata; Mammalia; Lagomorpha; Ochotonidae.